GUUCACAACGUUAUGGCCCUAUUUGGACGGGCGACAAUGUUGCAAAUUGGGAUUAUUUAGCCAUAUCAAUUCCUAUGUUAUUGACUAUCGGUAUUUCUGGAUUGCCAUUUUCAGGAGCUGAUGUCGGUGGAUUUGUAGGUGAUACAAAGCCUGAACUCCUGGUUAGAUGGUAUCAAGCAGGAGCUUUUCAACCCUUCUUUCGUGCGCACGCUCAUAGAGAUACAAAAAGACGUGAACCAUGGCUAUUCGGUGAUCCAUAUACGAGUUAUAUUCGUGAUAUAAUAAAGGAAAGAUAUUCGUUGUUACCCUUAUGGUAUACUUUAUUCUAUGAAGCUAGUACCACUGGAAUGCCAAUAAUAAGGCCUAUGUUUGUAGUCUGUCCUGACGAUGAAAAA
Dentiscutata heterogama is the source of this 395-nucleotide messenger RNA. NCBI's taxonomy places the organism in Eukaryota, Fungi, Glomeromycota, Glomeromycetes, Diversisporales, Gigasporaceae. The record is from the annotation of a GenBank genome assembly.